CUCCUCCUCCCCGUUCCUCCUACUGAGUCACAUCACGCAUCGCGUAACCUUUUAUUUAAAUAAAUCAGGGGAUCCUCCCUGUCCCGAAGUCACAACUUCACGGCGCAACAGAGAGAGAGAGAGAGGCGGAGAGAGCAAGGUCGACACCGACGCGAACCUCCACCACUCGAGCGCCUCUCAAGUUGAGCUGAAGAAAGACACAGAGGUUUGGGAACUUUACUCCGACUGCUCUUCUCCUGUUACCCACGCGCACACGCAAGAACGUGGCAUCGAACCAGCCCAGCCAUGGAGCCCGUGCCUGCGCUCGUUAUCGUGGCCUGUCUCUUUCUACUUUACCUUGCCCCCGUCUCUCCAGCGUCGCCGUACGACGAUAGAUCGCAGUCGACCGACUGGUCUGAGUGCAGCCGCACCUGCGGCGGAGGAAUCAUGUUCCGCCAGAGUCCGUGUCACCCUCGCAGGAACAAUGUCGGCUCGGACUGCACGGGGUCAGAAAGGACGUACGCUUUGUGCAACACGGAGAGCUGCCCGGACGGCUCGCGCGAGCACCGCGAGGAGCAGUGCGCGCAGCGCGAGCAGCGCGAGUUCGAGGGCCGAAGGCACAAGUGGGUCCCCUACUACGGAGCCCGCGAUAAAUGCGAGCUGAACUGCAUGGUGCACGGUCACAACUUCUACGUGCGCCAAGCGGAGGCCGUGGCGGACGGCACGCCCUGCGAGCUGGGCGGCCGAGACGUGUGCGUGCAAGGGGUGUGCCGGACCGUGGGCUGUGACGGGAGGCUCGAGUCCGGCCUGGUGGAGGACUCGUGCCGCGUGUGUGGCGGCGACGGCUCCUCCUGCGUCCCAGUCACCGGCGUCUUCAACAAGCCCGAAGUUCCCCGGGGCUACGUUCAAAUCAUUGUCAUCCCAGUCGGAGCGACGAACAUCAAAAUUCAAGAAUCGUCUGCUUCUAGAAAUUACCUGGCCAUCAAGAACCCGCUCGGCCACUACUACCUGAACGGGCACUGGACGAUUGACUACUCUCGCUCGUUCCCGGUCGCCGGCUCCGCGCUGCGCUACGAGCGUCGCGACGAGAGGGACGAUUCGCCGGAGGCGGUGACCCUCCUGGGGCCCAGCACCGAGCCGCUCGUCGUGGAGCUGAUCAGCCAGGAGCGGAACCCCGGGGUGCAGUACGAGUACUACACGGUGUACGACGCAGAGGAGCUCUCCCGUCGCGGCAUCUGGAGCCACAGCUCCUGGAGCCACUGCAACAUGGAUUGCGGCGGAGGACAGCAGACGCGAACGGUGUACUGCACCCGGGACAACGAGGUGACGCACGAGCACUUCUGCGGCGAGCCGAGGCCUCGCAGCAACCAAAGCUGCAACACCCACGCGUGUCCACCCGGCAUGUGGUUGUCGUACCAAUAUAGGCCAGAGGAAUGGAGCUCAAAGCGAGCGGCCAGUUCAUCCACCUACAGGUGGCAGGCGGGCGCUUGGGGGCCGUGCUCGGUGAGGUGCGGCACGGGCGUGCAGGCGCGCCCGGUGUCGUGCCUCCGGGAGGACGGGCGCUCGGGCCAGCUGGCCGUGGUGGACUCCGUGCUGUGCUCCGCCACGCUGGGCGAGGGGCCGGCGGCCGAGCAGGCGUGUUUCCAGAGGGCCUGCCCGGAGUGGGUGGUCGGGGAGUGGUCCGCCUGCUCGGUGCAGUGCGGGCCGGGCCAGCAGACGCGGGAGGUAACGUGCGGCUCGAACGACGUGUACGGCUGCGGCGACAGCAAAUGCGUCUCGACAACGCGGCCAUGCAACCUGGGCCCCUGCCCCACGGCGCAGUGGGUCGCCAACAGCUGGAGCCCCUGCUCGGUGUCAUGCGGCGAGGGCGUCCAGCUACGCAUGGUGUUCUGCUCUACGGCGGUCGGAUCGCAGCAGCAGCAGACGGUGAACGACGGGCAGUGCUUGGGGCUGCGGCCCCACGACUCCCAGAUGUGCUCAGAGGCUCCGUGCGAGCAGACGUUCAGCUGGUUCAUCGGCCCGUGGGGCCUGUGCUCGGUGAGCUGCGGCAGGGGAUUGCGCAAGCGGCAGAUCCUCUGCUUCAACCAGGAGCAGCUGAGCCAGGAGUCGGGGCUGUGCCGCUUCCUAGAACGCCCCACUGAGUGGGAGCACUGCAACAGCCAGGCCUGCUACCUUCCUCAAGAGGUGCCCAGCAAAGCGGACCCCCGGGGCUACGACUCCACGGACCAGUCCCUCGCCCUGCAGCCCCAGAGAAACAACGCAUACUGGCCCGCCGCUGAGACCCAGAGCUGCACAACCUCACGGCACGGCUGCUGCCCCGACGGCGUGCUGGAGGCGCAGGGUCCCAGUUUCUGGGGCUGCCCAGGCUACGCGGCGAGUGACGCCAGGGUCCCCAAUGGAUACGACGCGCCGCAGGUCAACAACAACAACCACAACGGCUACAACAACAACGGCUACAACGACGGAGGAUCCAACAAUGGUUACAACCGGAACCCGGGCACCUACGAGAACGGUGGAGGCUGCUGGCAGAGCGCGUACGGAUGCUGCCGUGACCUCGUGACCCCCGCCCGGGGCCCCGAAUUGCAGGGCUGUCCGCAGAGCUACGCGAGUAGCGGCGACCCCGUGUGCGGACUUCCCCUGGACAGCGGCACCUGCUCUGAUUGGUCGGCCAAGUGGUACUUCGUGGCCGACUCAUCCGUGUGCAACCGCUUCUGGCACAGCGGCUGCGGCGGCAACGCCAACCGCUUCGACUCGGAGGAGGAGUGCGUGAAGGCGUGCGCCCACGUCGGGGCGCACAUGUCGCACCACGCCGGCGCCCACCACGGUGCCCACCAGCACAACCAAGGCGGCCACAACGGCAACAACAAUGGCCACGGCGGUGGAGGGAACAACAACAACAACGGCGGCGGCGGUCAUGGUGGCGGUGGCGGCAAUAGUGGCAGCCAUGACAAUCAACAGGGCGGCCACUCCAGCAGCAGCAGCAACAGCCAAUACAGCUACACGUACACCAACUACAGCACACGGGUGCUCAACCAGGACCCGGCGGUGGUGACGGCUCGGAUCGGCCUCCCCGUGCAGCUGCACUGCUGGGUCGCCGGCAACGUGAGGCCCUCCAUGGAGUGGCUGAAGGACGGGCGGCCCAUCUCCGAACAGAGCAGACGGUACAUGGUGCUGUCCAACGGCACGCUGCAGGUUACGGACGUCCUGCAGAGCGACAGCGGCCUCUUCACCUGCCGCGUCACCACCGCUCGCGGCACCAAAUUCCGCAACAUCAACCUCGUCAUAUCCGGUGAGCUGCGCAUCGUGAAGGCCCCGAGCAGCACGCACGUGUCUGAGGGUCAUCACGUGGAGCUGCCCUGCACGGCCUCCGACAAACGGGCCUUCAUCCAGUGGACACGGGACGGCGUGGAGGUGCAGCUGUCGGAGGGCCGCGCUGCGCUGGGCGCCGACGGCGAGCUGGUGCUCUUCUCAGCUCGCACCGACGACUCGGGCCGCUACGCCUGCGUGGCGACGCUGGGAGGGAUCGUGGCGCGCUCGCCGCCCGCCGACCUGCUGGUCGGGGCCACCGCCCGGCGGCCCAUCAACGUCCGCUGGAGCCAACGGCGCGGGAAGAGGGAGAAGCCGAGGCGCGCGCUGGGGCUGGGGGAGAGGGCGCACGGGGUCGCGCGUAGGGUAUGACGCGCGACGGGACGGCCGGAGCGUCGUGGCGGUCCGCUACCAACUGGGGCGCGUCCGCGCGUCCUCGCGAGGACGCGCGGACGCGGCUGCGCGAUGGGAAACACGGUGGGCAGGAUUUGGUCAGGCUUCGUACGUCGCGAGAUCAAAUUAUUUGCGAUUGUCGCGACCGUAGUGAUGUCGGCGCAAUUUGAAUUUUGCAUUUGUCGCAUUUUUGUGCUUGAAGAUCGAUCAAAAGUUGUGAAUUUGCAUGUAACGCAACAUUAGCUUGCCAUGAAUCUUAUUGCAACUUUACAAUCUAUAACGCUUAUAAUGCUGACAGAGAGUGAUGAUGUCAUAACCACCAUGCUGUCAGUUUAUUCGGAAAUCAUCUUACAAAGCACAACAUGUUUGGGUAAUUGCGAUUUUUUUCUUUAAUCAAAGUUUUGUGAAAAAAAAUAGGGUGCUUCGAAAUAAUGUUAACACUUACAUAGGACUAUCGGUUUUUUUGGAAAAGUAACGGAUAAUAAACAUAACAAAUGUAAUGUUAAUAGCUUCAAAAAGUCGUCAAAGAGUCUCCACUUGUUCGCCAUCAUUGUCAACACGUGGCCUGGAAUCUACUCCAGGUGGUCUUCAGAGCCCGGAGGCACAAUUCUUGUGGUAUUGUUGCAAAUUCUCAGAAGUGUUAACAUAUUUUCGAAGCACCCUGUAUUUUGAAAAAAAACAUAAUUAGCUACAAUAAUGACGAUACGAUACCUAGCAAAACAACUAAACAAAUAUCUUGGAGUUUAUGUCGCUUGAUAUAUCGUAUCAUGUCACGGGAAACCUUAUUCUGGUACACAGUUUGUAGCGGGUGAGCUUUAGACGCGCCAGAGAAUGUUUCUUUUCCAGUUGGCGGAAAAAACGUCACUGUCCGUCGCUAACGAUCGGGCAAAUCGCCUGAGUUAACGAUUAUUAAGCUCCAGUUGCCGUCACUCACCCCCACGGUGCAGCUGUCGGCGAUGACCAAUCAUCAGGCGCAUGCAGUGUCACGGCUGGAAGUGCACCGUCACAGCUGGAAUGCUGCAUUGUGGGGCAGCGCGAGGACUGGACUUUGAGAAUCUCUGGCCUAGGUGAUGCAUUUUAUUAACCGUUUCCUCACAAUGCAAAUCUUGGCCUAGUGUAAUUUGUCAGUUUUCAAUCCGAGUAAUUAUUUGUUUUGUUCACACUGAUAACUGUGCUCUAUCACUGCGUGCGCACUCACAAUUGUGCCACGCACGUCUGAUGUGGUUUUUUUUUUGAGUCGCAUCGCAUGUUGUGUGGCAAAAUGUCUGACGAUUUGGAGAGCUGAACUGCGCUCCGUAUUAUUUGAAUGUCAUCGUUGUGCAGUCGCUGGCCAUCAGUGACAUUUUCCGUGAUCUCACCAGUAUUUCAAAACUAUUCACUUGAGUGUUUUAAAUCUACAUCAGUCACGGAAGCAUAAUUUUCUACGAAUAAAUUAAGAUUUUCUUAAAAUGUCCCCCCCCCCCCAAUUAUCUUGAAAUUGUGUUAUUGCCAUCUUGGUGUGAGGUGACAAGAUUCUAAUUUGGAACUAUUCAGCUAGCAGUGCACCACCCUGUGCCAGGGAAUGGCCACACCAGGUGACUUCACCUGAGUAAUCUUGAUUUGAGGCUUUCGUGACUGCAGGAAUCCAUACUCUUUGGUUGUUUUGGUAAAGUUAUCACGUAGGUGACGUGGGUGACUUUACCGAAAGAACCAAAGAGUAUUCACCUGAGUAGAUUACUUUAUCGACAUUAGUGGUCCAUAUUUGUAAGGGAACUUUUUUUUUUCAAAUGUGUGUUCUUUUAACUUUAAGCAUUGGGCGUCUAAUUCAUUUUUUGUGGCAUUCCUGUGUGUACCGGUCAGCCAGUGCUCUCGCGGUCGGCUUACAAGGCCGGUGAAGGCCUCAUCUAGGUUUGGCCUACGGGAAGCACAAGGCCAUUGAAUCCACUCCCAACGGUGGAGAUUCCCUCCUCACCAUUUGGCCAGAGAUUGAUCGCAGCUCUUAAGGGCGUGCGCACGGGUGCCCUACUCAACCUCUGUCAGUGUUCGGCAGGGCAUCAUUUGAGCCGGAGCUGUCCGAGGCUGAGCUACAGAAAAUAUUUCCCUGCUCCCCCUUACCACCGCUAUUGGGGGAUAAUGGAGGUGGUCCAGGGGGGUUGGGGUUUGGGGGGACCCCGGAAGAUAAUCCGUGAGAAAUUAAGCCCCCGGUGUUGGGUGAAAUUGGACACGUAUGUUGUAUGUAUGUUGAACUUCUUUCGCACCGUGUGUAGCCAACUGCACUAAUCGGAGGCGUGACGCAUCAGUUGUGGUGAUAUUUCGUUUUGUGCAUUUUUUUUAUUUUGGCUUCUAUUAACCUAUUUUUUAAAUUGUGUCUCCCGCAAAUUGGCUUGCAUGCUAAUUUAUAGUGAUGAUGUAACCACUAUAAAUCGGAUAUCAGCUAGUUUGCAGGUGCUAGGUGGAUUGAUGCAUCACAGGAAUUGGCUCGUGAUGAUGACAGUUAUAUUUUUUUGGCUGGUGAUGAUGCAGUUCUGCCUUUAGGCAUGUAAUGAUGAAUCCAUCCAUCAAUGAAAAUUAAUGAGCCAUUAGAAACAUCACAUGUGCACGUGCUCAUGUGUGCGAGCGGAGGGUGGUUGGGCCUGUGUGUGAGUGGUGGUUAGCGCAACUGCGCAUUCAACCCAGCCACCUGAGUUCAAUUCCUGGCCAUGGCUAAAAACCAGUGGAGAAUAUCCUGGCCUCAGCCUUUAGUGACUACCUGGUGCAGUGUGUAAACAAUAGCACUGGAGAAACAAAGGCGGCUGGGCAUGGUGCUGACGACACCAUCCCCCUUGUGCAUCGUGCUGGCCUUGAUAGGCGCUCGCUAACAGCACUCGCCCCCCCCCCCACCAGCCUGUGAAAGGCUACACGAGGGAUAUUUGUGCAUCGGAAGGAGACGCGAUUAUGGGAAAGAUUUUAGGUUAAGGAUUAGAUUUUAAAAAUCCUUUAUUUUAGGCUUUUCUUUUCCUGUAAGAUGAGCUGAGAUGGAAAGGACUGUGUUUUGCCUAUGUUUCGAGAAAUGCCGUCACCGGUGACUUUCCUAGUUUGAUUUCUUUAUUGUGCUGAAAAGUACGAGGUAAUUUAAUUCAUUUUCUUAAACCCCCCCCGACUUCUGUCCACCCAGCAUUAUGAAUGAGUUACACCACAGCAGGUCGCGUUUGGUGGGGUAAAAGUGCCGGUGCUUCCACCUCUUCCAGUGUGGAAGAUGUCCGGUCGGUAUGGAAGAGUAGGCCAAACAGCCUCUAAAGGGGUUCUUCGAGAGCUCCGUCGAGCAAAGACAUCAUCAGCCAGCAGCGGUGCGAGCAAGCAUUUGCAGGGCCGCUUCUUUAUCUUUUUCCGACUUAAUUCUGAAAAGUGUAACGGGAAUAACGUUGGAUUUCAGCGUCAUCUUCCGAGCUUGCUGCAUUGUGCGUACGACUGAGUUGAGCUUGCGGGUGGCAUCACCGAAGGUGACGUGGAGAGAUGUACAUAUUUUUUCGUUGAGUUGUGUUAUCGAACGCCGUCGAGAGAUGCAACAAUGUGAAUUUCGACCGGGUGCAUUCGGUGGGAAGUCUGCGUGAGGAUGAGAGGUGUAAACAGUCGACGGCGUUGUUUGACAAUAGCGUCUGAAAGUAAGCUGGGAGGGAAAGGAAAACAAAUCCAGCGUGCAGUUUAAAAACGAUUUCAAGUGCUUAUAUUUUUUUUAUUUUUAAACGUUUUAUUUUCAUUUUAAUCUCAACAAAUGCAAAAUAAUCCCGUGGCUGAGCGCCAAACGGAAAUAAAAUAAAUCCCUUAAAACUUUUUGCCAAACACGCGCGCUUGCACGCUUAGUACCCUCACAUGUACGUACCUUGUAAUUUCUUUUUAGAAAAAAAAAUAUCUGUAAAUUCACCUCCGUUUGCCGUUUAAAUAAAGAACUUUUCGCACUACA
Messenger RNA from Petromyzon marinus (sea lamprey), 7597 nucleotides. RefSeq names its product papilin-like. NCBI's taxonomy places the organism in Eukaryota, Metazoa, Chordata, Hyperoartia, Petromyzontiformes, Petromyzontidae. Gene Ontology annotation, biological process: extracellular matrix organization. Gene Ontology annotation, molecular function: serine-type endopeptidase inhibitor activity. The record is from RefSeq and is a predicted model, not a curated record.